Molecule: messenger RNA, 3497 nt
Organism: Lytechinus variegatus (green sea urchin)
Lineage: Eukaryota; Metazoa; Echinodermata; Echinoidea; Temnopleuroida; Toxopneustidae
Gene: ascc2
Product: activating signal cointegrator 1 complex subunit 2-like
Exons: 18
Coding region: 191-2416 (741 amino acids)
Biological process (GO): regulation of DNA-templated transcription
Molecular function (GO): ubiquitin binding
Source: RefSeq, a predicted model, not a curated record
GGUAUACCGUACCGUACCGGUACUCGUCUGAGCCGAACAGUCUGGAGCCGGCGGCCGGAGCUGAGGUGACUGAAAUUGUGAAAACAACGCAAUAGCAAUUCUGUGUAUAUCAUGAGAGAACCUGGGGCACAAACAAGCAACUCAACUACCAUUAUCAUUUCACCAGUUUAGAGAUCACUUCAAGAAAAAUAUGGGGAAAGAUGAUCCUUUGCCCUUAGAAAACAGAACAGUGUCUGUUACAAAUAGAGAUGGAUCUAAGAUGAAUCACCCCGCCUUGGAUGAAUAUUGGUUAGAGCAAGUGAACUUUGUGAAAUACAAGCCACCUCCAGACACUCAUGAUGGGGCUGGUUUAGAGGAAUGGGAAGAGAGAUUACACUUUAUGGAGGAAGAUCUACAAUGGCUCCUUAAACUACCCCAUCAUCAAUUUUGGAGUCAGGUUAUUAAUGAUGUCAGUCUUCAACAGAGUUUGGAGUCUUAUCUUCAAGAUGCUCCCAGAUCUCAUGACCCAAGUAAAGCUAAGAUUCCGACAACCCUUGCCAGUCUUCAUAAUUCAGUGCAUAGAUUGGUCUUUAUGGCCUUCCUGCGAAUGUCCACUUACAAAGAAACCAAGGAUCAUUUCAUCACUCCUCAUGUCUUUGGAGACCUCAUCUAUAACCACUUUGUUUUUGACAUUGCUAAACUCAUGGACCUUUGUAUCAUCUAUGGUGGGGGUAAUAGCGCCCUCUUGAGUAAGAUGCUUGAAAACAUCUUCAGCCAUCAGCCUCAGUAUCAGAAUGAUCUAGAAGUUGUAGUUGAUACCACUUUGACGGUGUUGUCCAAGAUACUUGAGAAAUGUGGUUUCCAUGGCAGCAAUGUUCCUCAACUCAUAGCAGAAGCUGGAAGACAACCAAUCGGCAACCAAGAUUUGUAUGAUGUCAUCAUGUACAUGGCUGACUCCGCACAGACUCUGCUAGCCUUUCUUCAAGUAUACCCGGCUGUGUGUCAGGUGUUCUAUCGAAAAAAGGCUAUUCAAAGGAUUGCUUCUUUCUAUGAAAUUCUCAUGCCUGAACUUUUGGACUUCAUACAGGAAAGAGACUGGGAGGAUGAGAGUGUGAAAGACACCUUGAAGAAGCAUCUUGUGAUAGCACAGUCAGGUCUUGUUCACACCUGUGUUUUAAUUCUGAACACUUGCUGUGUUCAACCUAUUCUUUCAAAGAGUGGAAGUGAUGAAGUUUGUAGUCACAUAGAGAGCUACAUUGAAAUAUUGACAUCUCUACUGACUGAUAAACUGUUCUUAGCAGCAAUCUGUGAUCAUUCUAACAUACAGGAUGAUAUUGAUAUCAUGCUUCAGACCUCUCAUCAACUAGAUGAGACGAGGACACAGUUUAUUAUAGAUGGUAUGAAAGAGGCCUUAGCUCUGUAUGGAUGUAAGAAGACUGACGAUACAUCUGAAGUUGUUACUCCAAAAGGAAACCAAAGCUUGGAUGUCUUAGUAGCAGCACCAGAGGAUUACCAGACAGAUUCUUAUCUUGAAGACAAGGUAUUUACUGCCUGUGCUUCUCCAGCUGUAAAGACUGGUGUUGAACUCGACUCCUUGAUAAGUGGUGUGAGAGAUCUAUUACCAGACUUAGGAGAAGGGUUCAUAAUGGCAUGUCUUGAAGAGUAUAACUAUGACAGCGCUAGAGUCAUCAAUGAUAUCUUAGAAGAUAAACUGCUAGAAUCAUUAAAGUGUUUAGAUAGGAACAUGAAGAGGACAAAGCCUAAAGCUGUUCCUGCUGAAGACCUUCUAUCCCAGAGAGCUAACGUGUUUGAUAACGAUGAGUUUGAUGUCUUCUCUAAAGACAAGGUUGAUAUGUCAAAGAUCCAGAAAGGAAAGAGGAAAGAAGAUAGUGCUCAUUCCAUCCUUUCAGAUAAAUCCACUAUCCAAGAACUCAAGAAAUCAUAUGAGCAAUAUUAUGAAGUCAGCUAUGAAUAUGAUGAUGAGUAUGAUGACACAUAUGAUACCAUCAAUGUUGGUGCUGAUGAUGCUGACUCUGCUGAUGAACUCCAGACUAGAAGACCGUUUACAAUGCCAAGAGUUCUAGCUGCUGCUCAGACAAGAUCCUCUGAAGAAGAAGAGAAUGAAGAGGAGGAAGAGAGAGAUGGAGAGAGAUUUAAAGAGAGCAGACCAUUGGAACAACGUGAGCACAGUCAGCCAGAACUGAAAGGACAACCAUCAAGAGGGGGGCGGGGUGGUGGUAGAGGGGGGCGAGGUAGGGGUGGAGGAGGAAGGGGUACAAGGGGAGGGAGUGGUAGAGGAGGGGGACAAGGAAGGACGGAUCAAGAGCUGAGGACAAGACAAAAGAAUGAAAGGCACAAAGGACAGAGAGCUAAUCAUAACAGAAAAGCAAUGGCUGAUAAGAAACGUUCAAAAGGAAUGGGUCCAUUGCCUAAUUAAUGCUACUUUAUUGAUACACUAUCUUGAAUGAGAAGGUAUGUAUAUUGCCAGUAUGGGUGAUGAUUCCUGGAUAUCCAUAAUAGCAUGAGUAGUGAAUAGCUUGAGUUUGAUGGUACGAUUCUGGUGAAAGAAAUAUGCUGGAUUCAAUGAGGGAAGUUAAAUAGUCUCUCUUUUACCAACUGCAAAAUCUUAUACCAUUGCACAUUUGAUGAAAGCAUUUAAGUCACAUUCUAGAAGCAAAGCCAAUCCCCCCAGGUAUACGGGGGGGUGGGGGGGGCUGUAUUAUGGUCAAUUUCUAGUCUCUUAGGGGUGCUUCAUAUUAUAGUGUUUAGAUAGCUAAUACUAGUACACUUUUGUGUAAAUCAAAUUUAACCUGCCUGCUAACGUACGUAAUGGGUUGCCAGGCCUGGUUCUAAUAAAGACAUGAAGUACUACUAAAAUCUUGUUUUUGAUUGUGAGUUUUGGGCCUUUGUUUCCUUUAAACAUCCUUACUCUAUCCAUCAUGAUUGUGCAUUUGUUUGUAUUGGGAGGGGGGCACAAUCUUGUUUGUGCAUCCAUCCCAACAAACAAAUAUCAAAUGUAAAUGCAAAACAACUGAAAAAAAGGAACAAACAGACAUGGAACGUAAUCUAAAUUUUGGUUUGUAUUUUGUUGAUAACAUAAGAUAAAUGAGACACAAAUGUAAUAUCACUUCAAAUUAUGUAACCCCCAAAUUCCAAAUCAAACAAGCAAAAUGCUGAAUAUGUCAUUGAAAUCAGAUAUAAAACAAGUUUUUUUACUGUAUUGGUCAGAUGAAAUGUGCAUGCUCAAUUUGAUACAUUUUAAUGUAUUAUGUGAAUUUUAUGAAUAAUUAGGACUUAUUCAUAAGAUAUGUUAUGAAUUUUUUAGAUAUUUUGUAAUUUCAGCUAAAAAAAAGAAAGCUGAUUAAUAUGAAUGAAAAAUAUUGAAGGGGUUGGCACCCCCCCCCCCCUGCAGUAUUAAAACUUUGCUGACUUUUCACAAAACAGGGCAUGACAUAACGAAAUGCAAAUAGUGUCAAUGUCGCUAUUUCUUUUACAUGUGAUUGUAUGAAAUAUUGAAU